Messenger RNA from Pangasianodon hypophthalmus (striped catfish), 1359 nucleotides. It is a transcript of the gene commd4, whose product is annotated as COMM domain containing 4. The coding region runs from base 222 to 821 and encodes 199 amino acids. NCBI's taxonomy places the organism in Eukaryota, Metazoa, Chordata, Actinopteri, Siluriformes, Pangasiidae. The record is from RefSeq and is a predicted model, not a curated record. The transcript has 9 exons.
CUUUGUGGACUAGCCGUUCCUGCUAAAUCAAGUCUGUCUGUAGUAAUCGAUGAUAAUUUUCAAAUUAUUCUGGAUUUUCAAAAAUGUAGCCGGUAUGAGCGUGUUCACUGGGAUCCCGUUAGAAGGAAAAAACCUUUAGGGGGCGGUGUAGGGAACAUGGUGGCUACGAGCCGGGGCUAACAGACGAAGAAGAGCGCCUACGCAGCGGACUGCAAGAUAAUAUGCGGUUCCGAUUUUGUGGUGAUUUGGACUGCCCGGACUGGGUCUUAGCAGAAAUCAGCACUUUAGCACGAAUAUCAAGCGUCAAGAUGAAACUUCUGUGUGUGCAAGUCAUAAAAGACAUCCUCGAUGAAGGCAUUGAUUAUGACAAGGUGGCAAAACUAACCUCUGAUGCAAAAUUUGAGAGUGGAGAUAUUAAAGCCAGUGUCGCCGUACUGAGUUUUAUCCUUUCCAGUGCAGCAAAGCAUGAUGUUGAUAGUGAAUCUCUAUCCAGUGAACUUCAGCAGCUGGGCUUGCCUAAAGAGCACACAACAGGACUGUGUAAAUCUUAUGAAGACAAACACACAGCUCUGCAGGAGAAGCUAAAGGAGAGCAGUCUACGCUUGGGGCGUCUGGAAACAGUGAAUUGGAGGGUGGACUACACACUGAGCUCCAGCGAACUGAAGGAGGUGAAUGAGCCCACAGUACAGCUGAAGCUUCAGGCUCAGGACCCAGAGUCUGGUUCCACUGAGACCACUGUCGUUUCAGUCACUGCAGACAAGUUCAGAGUGCUCUUAACAGAACUUAAACAAGCACAAGCUAUGAUGAAUGCACUGCAGUGAAUCCAUCUUGUAUUAUGUUUUUGUUAAUUCAUUCUAAAUAUGAGUGUCAUAUACACUUACAGAAUCUCUCUGAACUGUAAGUAGCUUUGUUACUUUCUGGUCACCAUUCACACACUGGCCUGUUGGAAGUCACACGGUUGGGCUUACAAUUCCAGUGGAAUUAAUGGGAUCAUUAUGUGAAGCAGAGAACAUGGUGGUGUAAUUCUCUAUUAUAAUGUGCAGCAGCAGUUUCAAAUCGGUUUUUGGACUAAACGUAAAACAAAUUAAGAACGAUUUCCAUUAGUUGGUCCACAGUGAUAGUGAUUAGUGACAGACUAAUUAUAAGGCAUAUCAGUACAGUACAGAGCUAUGCACAGACCGGUCCUUGGACUAAGAACUUAAAUAAUAAGUUUGCUUGGUCCAAUAUAUAAAUAAUAUAUUGCUUGGUCCACUGUUUUUUUUUUUCCCAGUCAUGUUGAUUAGUUUUUUGUUUUUUUUUAACUUGAAAAUCUUCUGUAUUUUUAGAUGAAUGUUCAUGAAAUAAAUAAUUUGACAAUAA